This is a messenger RNA of Salvia splendens (bonfire salvia), 1707 nucleotides long. Its product is annotated as cytochrome P450 81Q32. The transcript has 2 exons. NCBI's taxonomy places the organism in Eukaryota, Viridiplantae, Streptophyta, Magnoliopsida, Lamiales, Lamiaceae. Gene Ontology annotation, molecular function: iron ion binding; heme binding; oxidoreductase activity, acting on paired donors, with incorporation or reduction of molecular oxygen. The record is from RefSeq and is a predicted model, not a curated record. The coding region runs from base 53 to 1603 and encodes 516 amino acids.
GAGCUCCCACAUGUCCAACCAAAAUAAAUACCUAAAUCCCCACCCAUAAAAGAUGAUUGAAUCCCAUUUCACUUCCAAAAUGGAUACACUAAAUCUCAUAUAUCUCCCACUCAUAUAUGCCCUCUACAUCCUCACAAAACACUUCCUCCACAAGCUCCAAAACCUCCCCCCCACCCCCCUCCUCUCCCUCCCCCUCCUCGGCCACCUCCCCCUCCUCAAAAAGCCCCUCUACCGCUCCCUCGCCCGCAUCUCCGCCCGCCACGGCCCCGUCGUCCUCCUCCACUUCGGCUCCCGCCCCGUCCUUGUCGUCUCCUCCCCCUCCGCCGCCGAGGACUGCCUCUCCAAAAACGACGUCGUCUUCGCCAACCGCCCCCGCCUCCUCGCCGGCAAGCACAUCGGCUACAACUACACCUCCCUCGCCUGGACCUCCUACGGCGACCACUGGCGCAACCUCCGCAAGGUCGCCUCCAUCGAGGUCCUCUCCGCCCACCGCCUGCACCUCCUGCACGGCAUCCGGGCGGACGAGGUGCGGGCCGUGGCUCGGGCCAUGGCCCGAGCCUCGGCCCAGGGGAGCCCCGUUGACAUGAAGGCGGCGUUCACGGAGCUGACGAUGAACGUGAUGAUGCGGAUGAUCGCCGGGAAGAGGUACUACGGGGAGAAGGUGGAGGAGGCGGAGGAGGCGCGGCGGUUUAAGGAGAUCGUGGCGGAGUCGCUGCGGCUGGCGGCGUCGAGCGUGGGGGAUUUCGUGCCGGUGGUGAGGUGGCUUGGGGUGGGAGGGGUGGAGAAGGCGAUGGUGGAGCUGCAGAGGAAGAGGAAUGUGUUCAUGCAGGAGCUGGUGGAGGAGCGGAAGAGGAAGUUUAAGAACUACGGCGGCGGAGAUGGGGAGGAAGGGAGGAUGAAGACGAUGAUUGAAAUGUUGUUGGCGUUGCAGGAGAAGGAGCCUGAGUAUUAUACAGAUGCCAUUAUUAGGAGCUUAAUGCUGGUGAUGCUAAUCGCCGGCACCGACACUUCCGCCGGAACGAUGGAAUGGGCACUCUCUCUCCUCCUCAACCACCCCGACGCCCUCCGCAAGGCCCGGGCCGAGAUCGACGACCGGGUCGGCCACGAUCGCCUCUUUGACGAGGCGGACAUCGCCAACCUCCCGUACCUCCGGUGCAUCAUCAACGAGACGCUGCGGAUGUUCCCAGCCGGGCCGCUGCUGAUCCCCCACGAGUCCUCCGACGAGUGCGUCGUCGGAGGCUACCGCAUCCCCGCCGGCACGAUGCUGCUGGUGAACGCGUGGGCCAUGCACAACGACCCCAAGAACUGGGACCGGCCGCGCGAGUUCAGGCCGGAGCGGUUCGAGAAGCUCGAUGGCUACCGAGACGGCUUCAGGCUGAUGCCGUUUGGCGCCGGAAGGCGCGGCUGCCCCGGUGAGCCCCUCGCCGUGCGCAUGGUGGGGCUCGGGCUGGGGACGCUGAUUCAGUGCUUUGAUUGGGAGAGGCCCGGCAAGGAGCUCGUUGAUAUGAGCGAGGGGGCUGGGUUGUCGAUGCCAAGGGUGACGCCGUUGAUGGCAUAUUGCAGAGCCCGGCCUAUAGCGGCCGGGCUUCUGGCUAGUAUAUGAAUGUGGAAGGACAAAACGUCGAAAGUUUGAAGCAUCUAUAAGUAUGUGUGAGUUGUAAUAUUAUUCUGAUAUGCAUAUAAACAUAAAUUUUAUAGUGCGCGUCA